AAUGAAUGAGUGGAUGCCUAUUGCCAAAGAAUAUGAUCCUCUCAAGGCUGGGAGCAUUGAUGGCACUGAUGAAGAGCCUCAUGACCGGGCCAUCUGGAGGGCGAUUCGGGCUCGCUAUGUGCCCAACAAAGGGGUGUCCGGAGACCCCUACCUCACGCUCUUUGUGGGCAGGCUAAACCUGCAGACCACCGAAGAAAAGCUGAAAGAUGUCUUCAGCAGGUACGGCGACAUCAGGAAGCUGCGAUUGGUGCGGGAUGUGGUCACGGGCUUCUCCAAGCGCUAUGCUUUCAUUGAGUACAGAGAAGAACAAUCUCUUUUAAAAGCUUACAGAGAUGCCAACGGACUGGUUAUUGAUCAGCACGAGAUCUUUGUCGACUAUGAGCUAGAACGAGUCCUUAAAGGGUGGAUCCCUCGGAGACUUGGAGGAGGGUUUGGUGGGAAAAAAGAAUCUGGACAGCUGAGAUUUGGUGGACGGGACCGGCCUUUUAGAAAACCCAUUAACUUGCCAGUGUUCAAAAGUGACUUCUAUGGAGAGGGUCAGAGGGAGAGGAGGGAGUGGUGUCGAGACAGAAGCUGGGACUGGAGGGCCAGAGAUCAAGACCAUGAUAGGGGCCGAGAGAAGAGGUGGCAAGAAAGGGAGAGCAGCAGCGCCUGGGACAAGAACGAGAGGCAAAGAGAGCGGGACUUCAGAGAAGAGAGGAGCAGGGGCCGAGAGAGAAAGGACCGAGAGAGAAGAGAUAGGAGCAAGGAGAGAGACUCCAAAAAGCAGAGGAAGGAUGAUAAACACAAGUAG
Molecule: messenger RNA, 793 nt
Organism: Sarcophilus harrisii (Tasmanian devil)
Lineage: Eukaryota; Metazoa; Chordata; Mammalia; Dasyuromorphia; Dasyuridae
Product: U11/U12 small nuclear ribonucleoprotein 35 kDa protein-like
Exons: 2
Coding region: 2-793 (263 amino acids)
Biological process (GO): mRNA splicing, via spliceosome
Cellular component (GO): precatalytic spliceosome; U12-type spliceosomal complex
Molecular function (GO): mRNA binding; snRNA binding
Source: RefSeq, a predicted model, not a curated record